GGAGUUCUUUGACCUCUUGACAUGCGCAGUAGGGACCAAAUCGCCAAGAUGGCGGACUUUAGUUGACAAUUUUCCUUUCAUUUGACAAUUUUACCUCCGUAGACACUUUCCCAAGCUAACAUGACGAAACCGAAGUCCAAGAAAAAGUCGGAGAAGCCCAAGGAGGCUUCGACACCGACCGAGAGUAAGGUGAACGUACCAACUGAAAGUCCCAUAGGACAAACACCAACAAGCGCUCCACCUAGCGGGAAAGUUGCACCCAAGUCGUGGUUUACUGCCGAGAUACAACUUAUGAUGUACACGUUUGGCGACCACCGCCGUCCCUUGCAGUCGUCCGCCGCGCUGAUCGAAGAAGUCGUCCACAGCCAGAUGACCAGCCUGCUACACCAGGCAGCAGAAGUGACCAUCCAGAGAGGGGCCAGGUUUAUAGGGGUGGAGGACAUCAUCUUCAUCAUGAGGAGGGACAAGAAGAAGCUAAGACGUCUCCUGAGAUAUCUCGACUUUAAGGACCUGAAACAGAAGGUAGUGAAGGGAUCAGGUCUGGAGGAAGGAGAGGCGGAGGCUGAGGACAUCAAACAGCCUGUGGCCAAACGGAGGAAACUCUGCUACGAUUUCUUAUCAGCCAUCGAUCAAACAGGUGAGCUGUUGUCCCUGUUUGAGGAUGAUGAGAUUGAUGAAGUCAAACAGGAGAGAGCUGAGCGAGCGGAUAUGCAGACCCGCAGUAUGGACCAGACACAGUACAUGGAGUAUGUGGAGGCACGGCAAACACACUUCCAUAAGAAAGCGAGUAAGUUCCGAGACUGGAUGGACCUGGGAACCCUGGAGGUCAAACCCAACCCCCUGGCCAUGGAGAUUCUCACUUACCUGGCUUAUGAGACUGUAGGAACUAUUGUAGACUGUGCCCUGCUCAUCAAGAAGGACACAGAGAGAACAGUGAGCAACCCCCUCCAGCCCUGCAUUCCUCACGUCUGCUCCGCCCCGGAUACCGUCUCCGUGGCCCCCCCUCCUCCCCUGCAGAUCAAGUCCCCCUCCUCCCGCCCCAGCAGUCCCAACCAGACCCCCCCUUCCACACCGACCACCCCCACAGGUCAGUCAGGUAAUGUGACCCCCCUGAUGUUCGGUAGCCAGUUCACAGCCCCGCCCUCCUCUGCCACCCAGAACAGUAACUCCACAGGGCUGCCCGGCAUGCCCACCACCCCACAGACUCCCAUCUUCAACUUCAGCUCAAACAGUGGCGGCAGCGGAAAGUCUAAGAAGAAAAAGAAAAAGAGUGGUUCGUCUGCACCAGAGCCGGCCUCUGCUGAUGCCAUCCAACCCUCCCACAUACGGGAGGUCAUGAGAAGAUAUGGAGCCAACAUUGGACCCAUGGCACCUUUUGCUGCAUACAACAAGCUUCCGGCACCAAGAUUUCUGGCCUGUUGAAAAGACACCCCAGCUGCAGUUUAUGAAACAGCUGUAAGAGGGCACUGUUGCACAGACUACCAUUGGUUGUUUUACCUAUUGUACAAGUUAAAGACUAUCCUUGUACAUUUUAUGUUGCAAAGCUAUUCAUAUGUAAGAAAAAGUACCAAGUUAACAGCAACAAAUAGUAGCUUUAUUUUUACAUUUUUUUUACAAACAAAACUAGAAUGGCUAAGUGAACUUGUUAGAAAGUACAGUAUAUAUAGCAUGAUGUCAAUAAUGUACCAUAAGUAAGCGGAACAUCUACAAAUAAGAAUUCUGUCGAAUUGUGUACAACAAUGCAUUAUGUUUUAUGCUAUUUAUGUGCGAACAAACCAAUAACAGUGACUUGUCUAUACACAAGGAUGCAAAUCUGAAAUAAACAACAGCCUACGUAUAAAGACCACAGACUUCUCUCAGUGUUACU
Branchiostoma floridae (Florida lancelet) is the source of this 1867-nucleotide messenger RNA. Its product is annotated as transcription initiation protein SPT3 homolog. Gene Ontology annotation, molecular function: protein heterodimerization activity; transcription coactivator activity. The transcript has 12 exons. Gene Ontology annotation, biological process: transcription by RNA polymerase II. The record is from RefSeq and is a predicted model, not a curated record. Bases 121 to 1422 code for a protein of 433 amino acids. Lineage: Eukaryota; Metazoa; Chordata; Leptocardii; Amphioxiformes; Branchiostomatidae.